Molecule: messenger RNA, 2454 nt
Organism: Manduca sexta (tobacco hornworm)
Lineage: Eukaryota; Metazoa; Arthropoda; Insecta; Lepidoptera; Sphingidae
Gene: nAChRbeta1
Product: acetylcholine receptor subunit beta-like 1
Exons: 9
Coding region: 1-1572 (523 amino acids)
Biological process (GO): chemical synaptic transmission; monoatomic ion transmembrane transport; regulation of membrane potential
Cellular component (GO): neuron projection; postsynaptic membrane; synapse
Molecular function (GO): transmembrane signaling receptor activity; acetylcholine-gated monoatomic cation-selective channel activity
Source: RefSeq, a predicted model, not a curated record
AUGUCGGGCGGAACACGCGCGGUUAUUCUCCUUGUCGCUGUAUUCGCCGCCUUUUACUCAGGAUGGUGUUCAGAAGACGAGGAGCGGCUGGUUCGUGACCUUUUCCGUGGCUACAACAAACUCAUCCGGCCUGUCCAAAACAUGACUCAAAAGGUGGACGUUCGGUUUGGUCUCGCGUUUGUACAACUCAUUAACGUUAACGAAAAGAACCAAAUUAUGAAAUCUAAUGUAUGGCUUCGCUUGGUAUGGAUGGACUAUCAGCUAAUGUGGGAUGAAGCUGAUUACGGUGGCAUUGGAGUGCUGCGGCUGCCACCCGACAAAGUUUGGAAACCUGAUAUUGUGUUGUUUAACAACGCUGAUGGCAAUUACGAAGUGCGCUACAAAUCUAACGUACUAAUUUAUCCAAAUGGAGAAGUACUAUGGGUUCCUCCUGCAAUUUAUCAGAGCUCGUGCACUAUUGAUGUCACUUAUUUUCCGUUCGAUCAACAAACAUGCAUUAUGAAAUUUGGCUCAUGGACAUUCAAUGGCGAUCAAGUCUCUCUGGCGCUGUAUAACAACAAAAAUUUCGUAGAUCUCUCCGAUUAUUGGAAGUCUGGAACGUGGGAUAUAAUUGAAGUACCGGCAUACUUAAACAUAUACGAAGGAAAUCACCCUACCGAGACAGAUAUCACUUUUUACAUAAUUAUCAGACGUAAAACUUUAUUCUAUACUGUCAAUCUAAUAUUGCCUACAGUUUUGAUUUCAUUUCUCUGCGUUCUCGUGUUUUAUUUACCGGCUGAAGCAGGCGAGAAGGUUACAUUGGGAAUUAGCAUUUUACUGUCGCUCGUCGUGUUUCUGUUACUGGUGUCAAAGAUUCUUCCACCGACCUCACUUGUUCUACCGCUUAUAGCUAAAUAUCUAUUAUUUACUUUUAUAAUGAACACCGUUAGUAUUCUCGUUACAGUUAUCAUAAUUAAUUGGAACUUUAGAGGACCUAGGACUCACAGAAUGCCUUUAUGGAUACGAAGUGUCUUCCUUCACUAUUUGCCUGCAGCACUACUAAUGAGGCGUCCCAGGAAAACGAGACUUCGAUGGAUGAUGGAAAUGCCUGGCAUGGGUGCACCGCCUCACGCUGCAGCGCCGCACGAUUUACCAAAACAUAUUAGUACGAUUGGUGCAAAACAAAGCAAAAUGGAGGCAAUGGAACUGUCAGACCUGCAUCAUCCGAACUGCAAAAUCAACCGAGCUGCCGGCGGGGAAGUGGGCGCUUUAGGCGGACUCGGCGCGCUCGGAGGGCUCGGCCUUGGAGGGGAGAGGCGGGAGUCGGAGAGCUCCGACUCUCUACUUCUUUCUCCCGAGGCAGCCAAGGCGACAGAAGCUGUCGAAUUCAUUGCGGAACACUUACGAAACGAAGAUCUAUACAUACAGACCCGCGAGGAUUGGAAGUACGUUGCCAUGGUGAUCGACAGGCUGCAGCUAUACAUUUUCUUCAUAGUGACCACCGCGGGCACAGUCGGCAUCUUAAUGGACGCUCCACACAUCUUCGAGUACGUCGACCAAGACCGCAUCAUUGAAAUUUAUAGAGGGAAAUAACGUGUUUCCAUUUAUAUUAUAGCAAUGAAAUGAAUUUUGCCAAACGGCUUCCAUUAUUGUAAUUCCAAAUUAAUUAAUAAGUAGACAUAUGAAUGUCUUAGACGAAACUUAAACUAUCUACAAUAGAUUGUUUUACAGUUCUACUGUAAUUUAUUUCGCAUGAAACACAUCGAAUUACUUUGCGCGUUAUUGGUACAUUAAAUCAACAAUAAAUGAUAGGUAUGGUACGUAUAAUAAUUAGUUCUAAUAAGUAAUGUAUAGAAUCUAAUGGCUGUGUUUAAGAUUACCAAAGCACAAUAGGUAUGUCUUAAGGUUGUAAUUCGUAAAUUCAUUGAAUAUCUUGUAAUGAUAAUGUUUAAACUAAGUACUUUCAUCUUGAAGGAAUUUUCAACUUUAUCGCUGUGCCCCACAAUUAUUUGGUAUAUAAUAAAGUCUACUAUAAAUUACAUAUUUAUUUAAUGUUAAGUGUACACUUAACAUAAAUAUAUAAUAUUGUAUACCUUCGGAAGCUUCUUAUAUCGUUCAUACGAUGUAAGCCCGUGAGUCUUUUAUAAAUUUCGUUGAUAUUUUAAUAAAACAAAUGUUAUUGUGUAGUUAUACUUAUUUAAUGGUAAUAAAUUUACAAUGUACAGUAAGUCGACUUUUAUUAUAUAUCUUACACUAAACACAUAGUAGAUAUCAUUUAAACAAAUAGAAAAGAAUGUAAAGUGAAAAAAGUAAAGUUUUUUUGUUUUUUUUUUUAUAUUGUAUCAUAUUUAUUUUAUGUCAUAUUAAAAUCAUAUUUACUUAGUCCUAACGAUUUUGUUUUUGAAUACAAUAAAUUGAAAAAAUAAGGGAUAGAUAGUUCACAAAUUAAUGUGACUCUAACAAAACAAAAGUAAG